Messenger RNA from Cordyceps fumosorosea ARSEF 2679, 942 nucleotides. RefSeq lists its product as hypothetical. Bases 1 to 942 code for a protein of 313 amino acids. Lineage: Eukaryota; Fungi; Ascomycota; Sordariomycetes; Hypocreales; Cordycipitaceae. The transcript has a single exon. The record is from RefSeq and is a predicted model, not a curated record.
AUGACAACUCUUGCCAAGAUGCAACCCGCAGGGUCUGCCAUUCACAGACGCCAUUCCCGAUUAUCAACCACAUCGUCUCUCCCCGAAUAUGAGGUUGGCGACUAUGUCCAACUCCAGGCGCUUUCCGCCACCGCCUCGCAGUCCGAGUCGUCCUCGCUGCCCGACUACGACGCCCUCAGCACCUCGCCCUCGACCUCCAGCGCUGCCGCCGCCGCCUCGGCCGUGACGGCCUUCCGCCACACCACCGCCUUCCAGAUCGAGACGGCCGGGCACCCGCUCUUCCACCUGCCGCUGCCGCCGCGACCGGUGCCCAUCCCCGUGCUGCGCGUCUCCGCCGACGGCGCCCUCGGCGACCUCGCCUACGAGUCGCUCCGCGCCCGACGCGGCUCCGGCAGCUGUACGCUCGUCCGCGGCGGCGACGGCGCCGAGGCGCCCGUCUGCAGCACCAGCUACCGCUUCGGCCCGGGCAAGAACCCCCAGUUGCGCCUGCACGGCCGCCUCGCCGACCCGGCCGAGGUGUACGAGGUGCAGGGCAAGGGCAUCGCGACGCGCGCGCAGGCCGUCCGCACCCACCUCGGCACCUUUGAGUGGCGCUACGCCGGCCGCGCGGACCGCAGGGCGCUCGGCGCCAGCAGCCUGCUGCUCCUGGAGCGCGUCACGGUCGUCGCGCUGGCCGGCGGGAAGAAGAAGGAGGAGCGCCGCGUCGUCGUGGGCAUGUUCGUGCGGAGUGCGGAGCUGCGUACGCAGGGCACGAGCGGGUGCACGGCGGGCAACGGCGGGCGGCUGCUGCUCAACUUGGCGGAGUGGGCGGAUGAAAAGCUCGCGCACGAGCAGAUGGAGAUUCUCGCCAUUGCGAGCUGCAUCGUCAUGCUCAAGAAGGAGAUUGACAGACGUCGCGUACAGCAAUGCAUGAUGAUGAGUGGAGGUGGCGGUGGCCCUUGA